Amoebophrya sp. A25 is the source of this 583-nucleotide messenger RNA. Lineage: Eukaryota; Dinophyceae; Syndiniales; Amoebophryaceae. The record is from the annotation of a GenBank genome assembly.
GAACAAAUAAAGGGUCUACUGGAAGUAGAACAACUAGUUCUAGAAGUAGUAGGACCGGAGGUUCGAUGAGGAUGAACAUUGAGACUUUAUUUGCCGAACUCCUUCAACGACAAGGGCAUCAAAAUAUUACGCUGAAAAGCGAUUUCCUCAUCCUCAAAGAAGAACCUCAUCAACAAGCCCAACAUCAUCAACUACAAACUACUCACAGUACUCGCGAAGCAAAAACGACCUACUGGCCCGAUGGAUACUCUAAAUCUCUUCAGCUGGCUGCCACUAUAUUCUUUCCUAACGUUCUUCUUGGUGGUGUGGACAAGGACAGAAGCUCUCUCGUUGUAGCAGGUCAACGCGAAGAACUGUCAGAAGAUCUUCUAUCUCCCUUUCGUCCUGAAUCACGGGACGACAUGGAACUCGACGUCGCAGCUGAUUUCACGUCUGCGCAACAGCAAAGGGCCAUGAUGCGGGAAGCACUGUCCAGAACAUCAUCAAGCACUACUAGGUCUUCUUCGCCAAGCACUACCACUAGUUCUCUGUCAGGGACAUCAAUUAUCAAGCAUGUCCCUGUAAUUGCCUUCGCUGAAUUCGG